This is a messenger RNA of Funneliformis geosporum, 2169 nucleotides long. The record is from the annotation of a GenBank genome assembly. Lineage: Eukaryota; Fungi; Glomeromycota; Glomeromycetes; Glomerales; Glomeraceae.
AUGGGUGAUUUUGUAAUGACUAUUGAAGAUGAUACUGAAAUCAUUAUUCCAGAAGAAGAGAGUAGUGACGUUAAUAAUGACCCACAAUCAAAUGUUAACACAGAGAAUGAUAAUAUAAAUCCGGAAUUUACUUUCUUUAUUGAUGGAUUUAAUAAUGCGAUAGAACAUCCAUGGGAUUUUAAUGCUGCAAGAGCUGGUCUUAAACCGAAAAUACUUGUGACAUCUAGAACAAUUGAUGAAAUCAUUGAAAAGAAGAGAUUAGAUACGAAGAAAACGAAAAUUGAUAAGGCGAAUGGUCAUAAUAAGAAUGGUAAUAAUAAAGUUAUUACAAAAUCAAAACAUGGUGAUGAGUUGAGCAUGUCGGAAGAGAACGACGAUGAUUUUGAAAAGGAAUAUGUCGGUCGUAAGAAAAAGAAAGAAAUCCUAAAACAAAAUGUAGUUAAUGAAGAUAAUCAAACUGAAGAUGACGAUGAGAAAGACAGUGACGAAGAUGAUCCUUUUGCAUUUGGUGGUGGUGUAGAUUAUGUUAUUGAAGAUGAGGAAGUUAGCAGUGAAACAGAUAAUGAAUAUGAAAGAGAGCGAAAAAAGGCAUAUUUUGCAGAUAAAUCCGAAAUAAUACAGAAUCAAGAUUUGGCAUCAGCAGAAUCAUUUCAAACAAUGAAUUUAUCAAGACCUAUUUUAAAAGGAUUAAGCCAUUUAGGAUUUAUUCAACCAACACCAAUACAAAAACAAGCCAUACCAAUUGCACUGAUGGGUAAAGAUAUUUGUGGAGGGGCAAUAACAGGAAGUGGUAAAACUAUAGCCUUUUUAGUACCAAUAAUAGAAAGAUUGUUAUAUAGACCACGACAAACAGCAGAAGUUAGGGUACUCAUAUUAGCACCAACACGUGAAUUGGCUAUACAAUGUCAUAGUGUUGCUAGUAAAUUAGCAGCUUUCACGGAUAUCACUUUAUGUCUUUGUGUCGGUGGGUUAAGUCUCAAGAAACAAGAAACAGAAUUACGGGUGCGCCCUGAUAUCGUUAUUGCCACUCCAGGAAGACUUAUUGAUCACAUAAGAAAUUCAAUUUCUUUUUCACUGGAAAAUAUCGAAAUUCUAAUUAUAGAUGAAGCUGAUCGGAUGUUGGAAGAUGGAUUUGCAGAUGAAUUAAAUGAGAUAGUUAAAAAUUGUCCGAAAUCACGACAAACAAUGUUAUUUUCAGCUACAAUGACAGAUAAUAUUGAUGAAUUAAUAAGAUUAUCGUUAAAUAGACCAGUAAAAUUGAUGGUAGAUCAUAUUAAAGCAACAAAUACAAAAUUAUUACAAGAAUUUAUUAGAAUAAGAGAACACCAAGAAAAAAAUCGCGAAAUUAUAUUAUUAAUUUUAUGGUUAAGAGCUUCUGAAUUGCAUGGCAACCUUUCUCAAGAGCAAAGGUUGGAAGCGUUAGAAGCAUUUCGUGAUGGAAAAGUAGAUUAUUUAUUAGCUACAGAUUUAGCAUCACGUGGAUUGGAUAUUAAAGGAAUCGAAACAGUCAUAAAUCAUAAUAUGCCACAAAGUUAUGAUCAUUACAUUCAUAGAGUUGGUAGAACUGCUCGAGCAGGCAGAAAUGGGCGGUCUGUUACAUUAACAGGAGAGGAAGAUCGAAAAUUAUUAAAAAUGGUGAUAAAACAUUCACAAAAAGAACAAAUUAAAAGAAGGAAUAUAGAUACAGAAUUAAUAAGAGAAUAUGGUGAAAAGUUAGUAGAUAUUAAAAAAAAAGUAGUUGAAGUACUAAAAGAAGAAAAGGAAGAAAAAUUAAUUAAACAGACUGAAAUGGAAUUAUUAAAAGGUCAGAAUUUGAUCAAAUAUAAAGACGAAAUUGUGAGUAGACCUGCUAGAACUUGGUUUCAAACCGAAAAAGAAAAAAAAUCAUCAAAAAAUCUUUCUGUUGAAGAGUAUAAUGAAAAAUUUGAUGUUAAAAAACGAAGGAGGGAUGAAGAUGAUGAGGGGGAAAAAAAGAAAGUUAAAAGAGAUAAAUACGCUGGAUUUGAAAUGGAUUUAGCUGAUGCUACUAAAAAGAAUGCUUUUACUGUCGUCCCAAAGAACAAAGGUGUUGGAAAGGAAAAAAGUAAAUCACGAGAUGUUAUUAAAAAGAAGGUUAAAAGUGGUGGUGUUGUAAAGAAAAAGGGAAAGAAUGUUAAAAGAAGGAAGUAA